CUCUGCUCCUUCAAUUCUAGGGUUUUUAUUCAGUCAUAAGCUGCUGCAUUUUGCUUCACUCCUCCACCGAUCUUCUUCCGACGACACUUCGCAGCAACCAUGAUCAUUUCAGAGAAGAACAGGAGAGAGAUCUCCAAGUACCUCUUCAAAGAGGGUGUGUGCUUUGCGAAGAAGGAUUUCAACUUGGCGAAGCACCCGGAUAUCGAUGUGCCGAAUCUUCAGGUGAUUAAGCUUAUGCAGAGCUUCAAAUCGAAGGAGUACGUUCGCGAGACUUUUGCUUGGAUGCACUAUUAUUGGUACCUUACCAAUGAUGGCAUUGAGUUCCUCCGAACGUACCUCAACCUCCCGUCGGAGAUUGUUCCCGCAACUCUCAAGAAGUCGGCCAAGCCCCUUGGCCGUCCCAUGGGUGGGCCACCUGGCGAUCGCCCACGUGGACCCCCAAGAUUCGAGGGUGAGAGGCCACGCUUCGGUGACCGAGAAGGAUACCGUGGUGGGCCCAGAGGAGGACCACCAGGUGAAUUUGGUGGUGAGAAGAGUGGAGCACCUGCUGACUACCAACCUGCUUUCAGGGGUUCUGGUGGGCGUCCCGGGUUUGGCAGAGGCGCUGGUGGUUUCGGUGGAGCACCUCCCAGUUAAACUUAACCACAUGUUUGUUUAUUCAUAGUUCCUGAUAGGAUUUUUUUGAUGUUCGGAUUUAUGUGGAUCGAAAGAUUAUAUUUUGCAUGAAAAUGUUUCAUUGUCCUAUGAUGCCUUUUAAAUGUUCUUUGGAUUUGAAUUAUAAUGGAUUUUGUUUCGUUUUGGUUUCUU
Molecule: messenger RNA, 807 nt
Organism: Erythranthe guttata (spotted monkey flower)
Lineage: Eukaryota; Viridiplantae; Streptophyta; Magnoliopsida; Lamiales; Phrymaceae
Product: small ribosomal subunit protein eS10z
Cellular component (GO): cytosolic small ribosomal subunit
Molecular function (GO): RNA binding; structural constituent of ribosome
Source: RefSeq, a predicted model, not a curated record